Rana temporaria (common frog) is the source of this 1143-nucleotide messenger RNA. It is a transcript of the gene FN3KRP, whose product is annotated as fructosamine 3 kinase related protein. Lineage: Eukaryota; Metazoa; Chordata; Amphibia; Anura; Ranidae. The transcript has 6 exons. Bases 41 to 970 code for a protein of 309 amino acids. The record is from RefSeq and is a predicted model, not a curated record.
CGCUUCCGCCCUUCCCUGAACGUCACUGCCCUCAGCUAACAUGGAGGCCCUGCUGAAGAAGGAGUUGAGCUGCUCCCAGGUGAAGCUGUCUGGUCACUCGGGAGGAGGCUGCAUCAGUCAGGGGCAGAGCUAUGACACUAACCUGGGCCGCCUCUAUGUCAAGACCAACCACAAGGCAGAGGCGAGGAAGAUGUUCGAAGGAGAGAUGGCGAGCCUACAAGCUAUCCUGCAGACAGGAACCGUCCGGGUCCCCAAACCCAUGAAGGUUAUAGAGCAGCCAGCAGGGGGCGCUCUGCUAGUGAUGGAACAUAUGGACUUCAGAAGUCUCAGCAGACAUUCGGCAAAGCUGGGAGAGCAGCUGGCGGAUCUUCACCUCCAUAACCAGAGGCUGCGGGACCAGCUGACCCAGGAGGGCGGGACUGUGGGUAAAGGGUCCGGUCAGUCCGGGCUCCAGAGUGUGGAGAGGUUUGGUUUCCAGAUCCCGACAUGCUGCGGAUUUCUCCCUCUGGAGAAUGAUUGGCAUGAAGAUUGGGUGACAUUCUACACCCGGCAGCGUCUGCAGCAUCAGCUGAACCUCCUGGAGGAAUCCUCGGGGGACAGGGAGGCGCGGGAGCUCUGGUCUCAGCUCCAGCUGAAGAUCCCGCAGCUCUUUGCCGGCGUUGAGAUUGUGCCGUCCCUCCUCCACGGGGAUCUCUGGGGCGGAAACGUGGCAGAAAUCGACACCGGCCCCGUGAUAUUCGACCCCGCCUCUUUCUACGGCCACUCGGAAUUCGAGCUGGCGAUCGCCGGCAUGUUUGGGGGGUUCGGGUCUUCCUUCUACUCGGCCUACCACACCAAGAUACCCAAGGGCCCCGGCUGCGACAAGAGGCUGAAGCUGUACCAGCUCUUCCACUACCUCAACCACUGGAACCACUUUGGCGGCGGCUACAGAGGGUCGUCCUUGAGCACCAUGAGAAGUCUUCUGAAGUGAAGAAGCCGCCGGUUUCGGGACUUUUGGAGGUCCAUGAAGAACACAAUGAGGGUCCAGAGCUUGACGAGCACUCCUCCCCCUAGAAUCACUCACGCAUGCUUCCAGCAUAGGUGUGCGCACAGGGUGUGCCGGGCGUGCCCAGGCACACCCUAAUCACCCUGAGCAGCACAGAU